This is a messenger RNA of Prunus avium (sweet cherry), 3795 nucleotides long. Lineage: Eukaryota; Viridiplantae; Streptophyta; Magnoliopsida; Rosales; Rosaceae. The record is from RefSeq and is a predicted model, not a curated record.
AUGGGUGUCCUAGGAUGUCAAUUACCAACUUCCACCACAUGUUCGAGGUGCAAUGCGCGAUUAUUCUCCCGAGAGACAUUUAGUAUGUGUUGCUUUGGUGGAAAAAUUGUUCUACCUCAUAUACAAUCUCCACCAGAAAUGCUGGCUCUUUUCUCUGACCAAACAACUGAGGGCAGACUCUUCAGACAAAACAUUCGUGACUACAACAAUGUUUUUUCAUUCACUUCAAUGGGUGUAUAUGUUGAUGAAAGAAUAAAUUUUGGUGGACGUGGAAUUUAUACCUUUCGUGCACAAGGUGCAAUAUAUCAUAAGAUUGGUGGACUUUUACCCAAUGAUGGUACUACACCACGAUUUCUACAGGCUUACAUAUACGACACCGAGCAUGAAGUUGAAAACAGAAUGACUCAAAGUGAAGUUUUAGAUAGAAUUGUGGUUGAGAAGAUACAACGAAUUUUGAAUCAACACAAUCCUUUUGUGCAUACAUUAAGAAGUCUCGGACAGCUCCAAGAUUUGCCAAGGUGCAGGCUCAUUAUAAAAGAGCAACCUUCUGAUCGACGUCAAUACAAUUUACCAUCGGCAUCACAAGUUGCUGCAAUUAUAGUAGGAGGGGAUGAUAUGGUGAAUCGAAAUGGAAGAGAUAUUAUUGUUGAGACAAUUAGUGGAAGACUUUGGAACGUCCAAGAUUGUGUUGGAUUCUAUGACCCACUACAAUAUCCAUUAUUGUUACCGUACGGAACAUAUGGGUGGGAUAUUAAUACUCAUGAUGAUAACGGAAGAGGUGUAUCAUGUUGCGACUAUUAUGCUUACAUGUUACAGAUACGUGAGGGUGGAUCAUCACUUUUGCUUCGAGGGGGUCGUCUCUUACAACAAUAUAUUGUAGAUAAUUACGUAAAAAUUGAAUCUCAGAAACUUAGAUGGAUGCGUUCAAAUCAAGAAAAAAUACGAGCUGAGCUUUACCAAGGACUCCAAGACUUUUUAAAUAGAGGGGUGAAUAAUGCAGGUAACAUCGGUUGUAGAACCAUUCUGCCAUCAUCCUUUGUUGGAAGCCCCCGUGACAUGUACCAACGGUAUCAAGAUGCGAUGACUUUGGUUCAAAGAUUUGGCAGGCCAGAUCUAUUUAUUACCAUGACAUGCAACCCAAAUUGGGAAGAAAUUAAGAGAGAAUUACUCCCUGGAAAAACGCCACAAGAUCGUCCCGACUUGCUCACUAGAGUAUUUCGUGCAAAAUUGGAGGAACUAAAAGAAGACAUCAAUGGGAAAGGGGUAUUAGGUACUGUUGUUGCUUAUGCAUACGUUAUUGAGUUUCAAAAACGGGGUCUUCCACAUGUGCAUAUGUUGGUUGUGUUAGAUGAAGAUGAUAAGCUCAAUAACCUUGAUGAUUAUGACCAAAUUGUUAAAGCUGAAAUACCAAACGAACAUGAAGAGCCUCAACUUUACAAUGUGGUAUUAAAACAUAUGAUUCACGGUCCAUGUGGAAUUCAAAAUCCAAAAUCUCCCUGUCCAGACAGAGUGGCACUCGAGGUUCAACCAGAUCCAGUUUGUGAUGAAAUACGACAGUUUGUUGAUGCAAGAUGGGUUUGUGCACCAGAGGCGUUGUGGAGGAUAUUCAAGUUUGUAAUCAAUCGGAUAUACCCAACUGUGGAGCGCUUACAAAUACAUCUUCCUAAUAUGCAUCAAGUUCGAUUUCAAUCUGACCAGACUAUUGCAAAUAUUCUGAUAGACGAGAGACUUAACAAGACAAUGCUCACUGAAUUUUUCACUUUGAAUCGUAAUGAUGCAGAAGCAAGGAGAUAUUUGUACAGGGAGAUCCCUGAGCAUUAUAGAUGGAUUCGUUCUGAAAGACUUUGGUCUAAAAGAAAGAAUCGUCUCAGGGUUAUUGGGCGAAUAUAUACAGUCUCACCAGCUGAAGGUGAGAAAUUUUACCUACGCGUACUUUUGAAUCAUAUCAGAGGAGCCACAUCAUUUCUAAAUUUAAUGACAGUUGGUGGCGUUUUGCAACCAACGUUUAAGGAGGCAGUAGAACAACAAGGUUUGUUAGAAGGAGACGAUAGUAUUCGACAAUGUUUGUUUGAGGCCUCUACAAUUCGGAUGCCAUCGGCCUUAAGAAGAUUAUUUGUCACCAUUUUGGUAUAUUGUGAACCAGUUGGUGUCCGAGCAUUGUGGGAUGAAUUCUAUCCAUGCAUGAUUGAAGAUUAUGCUUUCUCGAGUAACUUAAGUUGCAAUGUUGUUGUGAACAGACUUUUACGUGACUUAAACACACUUCUGGUACAGUUUAACAAGAAUAUCAAGGACUUUGAUUUGCCCCAAAUGACAACAGAAGUAGUUUCUGCAAUGCCUAGAUGUAUUGAAGACGAACUCUCACACGGUAUUUCACAAGAAGAUCUUCUUGCAAUUGAACGUCUUAAUGAUGACCAAAAGUCUGCAUUUAACAUAAUAAUGGACACAAUUGAACGAUGUCAGAAUUCAAUUUUUUUUGUGGAUGGUCCAGGUGGAACUGGAAAAACUUACUUAUACCGUGCAUUGUUAGCAAACAUGAGAAGGUUGGGCCAUAUAGUAUUAGCAACAGCAACAUCUGGAUUAGCAGCUACAAUAUUACCUGGUGGGAGAACGGCACAUUCUAGAUUCAAGAUACCACUUAGCCCAGAUUCAUCAUCUACAUGUUCAAUCAGUAAACAAUCUGAUUUGGCAAAGUUAAUACAAAAGGCAAAGGCAAUUAUUUGGGAUGAAGCAACGAUGGCACAUCGUCAUGCCUUUGAAGCACUGGAUCGAACUUUCAGAGACAUAAUUGAUGUUGACUUACCAUUUGGGGGGAAAACAAUGAUCUUUGGGGGAGAUUUUAGACAAGUACUUCCUGUUAUUCCUAAAGGAACAAAGUCAGAACUGAUCCAGGCCAGUGUGGUGAAAGCAUCAUUUUGGUCACAAGUAAAGAUUUUGAAACUUAGACAAAACAUGAGAUCCAGGAAUGAUCAACAAUUUUCACAAUUUUUACUUCGUGUUGGUGAUGGGGAAGAACCUAUUGUUGGAGAUGGUAUGAUAAGAGUACCUGAAUGCAUGGUAAUACCAUGGGAGAAUGAGUUAUCCAUCAAUGAAUUUAUUUAUCAAGUUUUCCCUAAUUUGGAGGAUCAUAUAAAUGAUGCAAGUUACAUGGUGGAAAGGGCAGUGAUAACUCCUACAAAGGAAGAUGUUGACAUGUUGAAUGAAAAGAUGAUGAAUAUGUUUCCAGGCGAAGAAGAGACAAUGUAUUCGUUUGAUUCAGUUGAGGAUGACACGAGGAAUGUGUAUCAGCCGGAAUUCUUGAACUCAAUUUACAUUGGUGGGUUGCCACCACAUAAGUUAACUUUGAAGAGAGGUGCUCCAAUCAUGCUUCUCAGAAAUAUUGACCCAAAAUUGGGAUUGUGCAAUGGAACAAGAUUAUUAUGUCGUGGGUCGUACCAAAAUCUCAUUGAUGCUGAAAUUCUAAUUGGACAAUCUAUUGGGACCAGGGUUUUUCUACCACGUAUCCCUCUAAAGACAACUGAGACUGCUGGGCUACCAUUUGAACUAACAAGAAAACAAUUUCCAGUGAAGUUGAGUUUUGCUCUCACUAUAAAUAAAUCUCAAGGUCAAACAAUACCACAUGUGGGUAUUUUUCUUCCAGAUCACGUUUUCAGUCAUGGGCAAUUAUAUGUGGGUUUAUCGAGGGGUGUUUCGAAGUUGACUACAAAAGUGUUAGUGAAAAAAGGGUCAAUAACCGGUCAAGAAGGCGUUUUCACUCGGAAUGUGGUGUACAAAGAAGUCCUACUUCAUUCGAACUAA